Cordyceps fumosorosea ARSEF 2679 is the source of this 189-nucleotide messenger RNA. RefSeq lists its product as hypothetical. The record is from RefSeq and is a predicted model, not a curated record. The coding region runs from base 1 to 189 and encodes 62 amino acids. NCBI's taxonomy places the organism in Eukaryota, Fungi, Ascomycota, Sordariomycetes, Hypocreales, Cordycipitaceae. The transcript has 2 exons.
AUGGCCCCCAAGCGAGUUCUUGUCGAGAAGCAUGGCCGCCACGCCGCCGCCCCCAAGGGCUACAUUGCCGCGACCUACGACACCCUGACGUCGCCGGAGAACGCCUCAGUCGUGCGCAGCAUUGCCGUCUUUGGCGCUGCUGUCGCUUUCCUCUCGAGCCCGUUCAGCGAAUUCCUUCUGCCUCCGUAG